This is a messenger RNA of Malurus melanocephalus (red-backed fairy wren), 4475 nucleotides long. RefSeq names its product polypeptide N-acetylgalactosaminyltransferase 17 (gene GALNT17). The coding region runs from base 62 to 1858 and encodes 598 amino acids. Gene Ontology annotation, cellular component: Golgi apparatus. The record is from RefSeq and is a predicted model, not a curated record. The transcript is spliced from 11 exons. NCBI's taxonomy places the organism in Eukaryota, Metazoa, Chordata, Aves, Passeriformes, Maluridae.
CGGCCCGCUCCCAUAGCCCUGCCGGCAGCGCGGCGGCUGGCGGGGCCCCUCGGGAAGUUUGAUGGCUUCUUUGAGGAGAGUCAAAGUCCUGCUGGUGCUGAACCUGAUCGCCGUGGCUGGCUUCGUGCUCUUCCUGGCCAAGUGCAGACCCAUCACGACCAAGAGCGGCGACUCCUUCCAUGACAUCCAUCCCAGGGCAGAAGUGGUCAACUUGACAGCCCGCGGCGUCAGCUCCAUCCAGGAUGCGGUGCUGAAGAGGCUCUCGCUCCUAGAAGACAUCGUCUACAGGCAGCUGAACGGUCUGUCCAAGUCCCUUGGUCUCAUUGAGGGCUAUGGGGGCCGUGGCAAAGGUGGCCUCCCGGCCACCCUGUCCCCCGAGGAGGAGGAGAAAGCCAAGGGACCCCAUGAGAAGUACGGCUACAACUCCUACCUCAGCGAGAAGAUCUCCCUGGACCGCUCCAUCCCGGAUUAUCGCCCAACCAAGUGCAAAGAGCUGAAGUACAGCAAGGACCUUCCUCAGAUCUCCAUCAUCUUCAUCUUCGUGAAUGAGGCGCUGUCGGUGAUCCUGCGCUCGGUGCACAGCGCCGUCAACCACACCCCGGCACAUCUGCUCAAGGAGAUCAUCCUGGUGGAUGACAACAGCGAUGAGGAGGAGCUGAAGGCGCCGCUGGAGGAGUACGUCAACAAGCGCUACCCGGGGCUGGUCAAGGUGGUCAGGAACCAGAAGAGGGAAGGGCUGAUCCGGGCCCGCAUCGAGGGCUGGAAGGCGGCCACGGGCCAGGUCACCGGCUUCUUCGACGCCCACGUGGAGUUCACUGCCGGCUGGGCCGAGCCGGUGCUGUCCCGGAUCCAGGAGAACAGGAAGAGGGUGAUCCUGCCCUCCAUAGACAACAUCAAGCAGGACAACUUCGAGGUGCAGCGCUAUGAGAACUCGGCGCACGGCUACAGCUGGGAGCUCUGGUGCAUGUACAUCAGCCCCCCCAAGGACUGGUGGGACGCUGGGGACCCCUCCCUGCCCAUCAGGACCCCGGCCAUGAUCGGCUGCUCCUUCGUGGUGAACAGGAAGUUCUUCGGGGAGAUUGGGCUGCUGGACCCUGGCAUGGACGUGUACGGCGGCGAGAACAUCGAGCUGGGCAUCAAGGUGUGGCUGUGCGGGGGCAGCAUGGAGGUGCUGCCCUGCUCCAGGGUGGCGCACAUCGAGCGCAAGAAGAAACCCUACAACAACAACAUCGGCUUCUACACCAAACGCAACGCGCUGCGCGUGGCCGAGGUSUGGAUGGACGACUACAAGUGGCACGUCUACAUCGCCUGGAACCUGCCCCUGGAGAACCCAGGGAUUGACAUUGGGGAUGUUUCCGAGAGAAAAGCUUUGAGGAAGAGCCUGAAGUGUAAAAAUUUCCAGUGGUACCUGGACCAYGUUUAUCCGGAGAUGAGGAGAUACAACAACACUGUUGCUUAUGGAGAGCUCCGGAACAACAAGGCCAAAGACGUGUGCCUGGACCAGGGCCCGCAGGAGAACCACACAGCAAUACUGUACCCAUGCCAYGGCUGGGGGCCACAGCUGGCUCGAUACACCAGGGAGGGCUUCCUGCACCUGGGGGCACUGGGCACCACCACGCUGCUGCCGGACACGCGCUGCCUGCUGGACACCGGCAAGAGCCGCUUCCCGCAGCUCCUGGACUGCGACAAGGUCAAGAGCAGCCUCCACAAGCGCUGGAAUUUCAUCCAGAAYGGAGCCAUCCUGAACAAGGGCACGGGCCGGUGCCUGGAGGUGGAGAACAGGGGCCUGGCUGGCAUCGACCUGAUCCUGCGCAGCUGCACGGGCCAGAGGUGGACAAUUAAAAACUUCAUCAAAUAGAGGCCGCAGGAGUCCGGGCAGUGUGAGCUGAGCCACGGGGCUGAUCCCAUGGGACUCCUUUGGAGAGGAUGGAAUUUCARCCAGAGCUUUAUUGGUGUUCCUGGGAGAGGACAUGGGCGAGACGGGCRCUGGUGGCUUUGUUUGAGUCAUUCCUGAGUCUCCCCAGCUGUGUGCAGCUGGCUCAGAACUGCUGUUCCCUCUGGUCUGCACUCCAAGGGUGCCACUGAUCCCUGCUGGAACCGCUGGAAUGGGCUGGGGCAGCCUGUGAGCAAUUCCUGAUGGGGAAUUCCUGCUGUGAGCUGGGGGCAGUUUCCUGGUGGAGAAUUCCUGCUGGGAGCAUUUUUUUUGUGGUGAAUUCCUGCUGUCCCAGCCGUCUCCAGGCUCUCCCAGAGGUCUGGGGAGGUUUGCACCAUGGACACACCUGCCUGGCAAGUGAGGACACGGAGGUGACUGUGAGAGGAAAGUGUUCCCAAGCCCCACAGCAGCCGGGUUUGGAGGAUGUGGUGCUUGGCUGGGUCCUCUCUCUCUUUCCCUUUUCCUGCCCCAGCAUCCAGCAGCCCCCUUCCCUGGGUUUUGGAGAAGCAAACACCCCCCAGUAGCUCCCAGGGCUCUUUCCAACCCUUAAUCACAGAUGUCAGCAAACAAACUGCGGUGAAAUCAAACCCCCGAUGUCCCCUUGUCCCCUCUCCAUCCCCCCCACGCUGCUGUUGGCCAAGGCAGCCCCUCCCUCCAUGGAGACCCCAAAGAAUGGGGAUGAUCUGGGGUGUCUGCCCUUCUGGGGAACAGCAGGAACGUGGCUUUGUGGGGCUGUUCUCCUCCUGRGCCCUGUCCUGCCUGCUCAGUCCUGGCCAAGGUCCUCCCCAAAAAGUCCCUGCUGACCUCGUGGGCUGUGGGAGGGACGGGAGGGAGGCCAGGACACCAAGAAAUGGCAGCUUGGCUGAAAUGCUUGGCCCUGACGUCCCCUCAGGCUGGUAACUCUUGGWGGGAUCUCACCUGGUUCAUUCGGUGACCUUGGAGAGCCGCCAGGAAAGGGGAMCGGGAUCCUGCAGGAUCCGUGCCUGGAUGGCCACGGGCUCAGCCCAGCGGGGAGGAGCAGCCAGCCCAGCCCAUGUCCUGUCCCUGUCCCAGGAUGAUCCCCUCGGUGGCUGCCCCUGGCCAGGGCGCAUUGGAGCGGGUUAAUCGCUGACUGGAUGUGUAAAUACGCUCCCCGGGCCGGGCUGGGUGUGCUCAGAGCCCUUCCCUGCACAGCACUCACUCCUGUCUUCCAUUGCCGUCAGGAUGGAGCUCUCUGGGUGCUGAGCUGGCACUCCCAGCGCCUCGCAGCGGCUCUGGAACUGAGCUUUUCCUAAUUUAUUGACCACAGGUAGAUCCGUCCCACCGUUCUUUCCGCAGCCACCAGCGCCACCCCGAUGGGGCUGAUGGUUCAUUUAGGCUUUCCCAGGUUCCCUCCCCCACCGGGGCUGUCUCUGGUUUCCUCCCUCCCGCCUCCCCGAAUGAAGUGAAAUCUCCUCGUUGUCCUGACUCUCAGCCUAGAGGGUCAAUGUAGAAUUUUGCUCUUUUUCGCUGUUGCAUCAUCUCUCGUGUAAUAAAUUUGAGCACUUCCAACCCCKACCUGGCCCCACGUCUGUGGAUGCUCCCCGAGCCUCUGCUGCUGCCGCCCUCCAAGAGAAGCAAUUUCCUGGUGAUUCUGAGGAGCCCUGAGGGAUUUGGGAUCACUCAGCUCUGGUCCCGCUGGUGCRAUGCCCCCAAACUGAGCCUGUGUGGGAGGGGAGAGCCUGCCUGGGUCGGGAUAAGCGAUCCAACAGCCCCGGGAUGUUGCCUGGGCUGUGAUUCAGUCCCAGGGUGGCAGCAGAUGGCUUUUGUCACAUGUCCCUGUGGUGGGUGAUGUCCCCAGCCCCCAGUGCCCCCCAGCAGGGCGGAAUGGGCUGUGUGGCCAUUCCCCGGCUCCAUCCCGGCUCCGCUGAGCCCUGGGCAGGAGGGGCUGGCUCUGGGGCAGUCCCUGUCCCACCCGUGUCCCCCUGGGGUGGCUGCGUGUCCCUGGCAGAGGCGCUGGUGGCACAGGGCACCCGGGGGUGAGGAUCCUGCGGGUGCUGCUGAGUUCCGGCAUCCUUGGGAAUGUUCAGCYUCAGAGCUGCCCUUCCCUCGAGCUCGAGAAGGAAAACCGACCCCAGGCUGUCCCCCAGGAAGGACACGGUGGGGAUGAACCCCGAGCUCGAGGAGCCCCGGGUGGGGUUGGCCUCUGGUCCUGCUGCAGCUCCCGAACACUGGGAGGAGUCAGCAGGGGCAAAACCAGGCUGGCAAGUGGGAAUUCCCUCUGCUGUGCUGUCCUGACAGCGGUGUGUGGCUGCGGGGUGACCCCGGGGCCGMGCCCCGAUCCCGAGAGAUCUGUGGGAGAGAUCUGGCUCUCAUUAAUGCACCUCUUAUCCCUGAGCAUCUGUAAAUUGCUUUGAGGAGUGAUCUCCGAGUGAUUCCGAUUAAAUCUCUGAUUGGAGAGUCGUGCCUCUGGAGUGAUUUAACAAAGAUUCUCUGCUGCUGGGAUAGAGGCAGCCGCUCCCCGUUACUCAUUUAACAGAGGUGCUGCUGUUUUCAUCAAACUCCCAUUUUAAAAGGAAYGGAA